Messenger RNA from Euleptes europaea (tarantolino), 1114 nucleotides. It is a transcript of the gene PRPS1, whose product is annotated as phosphoribosyl pyrophosphate synthetase 1. Bases 120 to 1076 code for a protein of 318 amino acids. The record is from RefSeq and is a predicted model, not a curated record. Gene Ontology annotation, cellular component: ribose phosphate diphosphokinase complex; cytoplasm. Gene Ontology annotation, biological process: 5-phosphoribose 1-diphosphate biosynthetic process; ribonucleoside monophosphate biosynthetic process; purine nucleotide biosynthetic process. The transcript has 7 exons. Lineage: Eukaryota; Metazoa; Chordata; Lepidosauria; Squamata; Sphaerodactylidae. Gene Ontology annotation, molecular function: ATP binding; ribose phosphate diphosphokinase activity; magnesium ion binding.
CCGCCGGUAGGGCGGAGGCGUGUCCUCCGCUGGAGCCCCAGAAGCAGGCCAGCCCCGAGGAGCGGCGCAGGGAGGCAGCGGAGGCGGCGCCGACGGCGUGCCCUGACCUCGCCGCCAGGAUGCCCAACAUCAAGAUCUUCAGCGGCAGCUCCCACCAGGACCUCUCGCAGAAGAUCGCCGACCGCCUCGGCCUCGAACUCGGGAAGGUCGUCACCAAGAAGUUCAGCAACCAGGAGACGUGCGUGGAGAUCGGCGAGAGCGUGCGGGGCGAGGACGUGUACAUCGUGCAGAGCGGCUGCGGCGAGAUCAACGACAACCUGAUGGAGCUGCUCAUCAUGAUCAACGCUUGCAAGAUCGCCUCGGCCAGCCGCGUCACCGCCGUCAUCCCCUGCUUCCCUUACGCGCGCCAAGACAAGAAGGACAAGAGCCGGGCCCCAAUCUCUGCCAAGCUGGUGGCAAAUAUGCUCUCGGUUGCUGGGGCAGAUCACAUCAUCACUAUGGACCUGCAUGCUUCUCAGAUCCAGGGCUUCUUUGAUAUCCCUGUGGACAACCUGUAUGCAGAGCCUGCCGUCCUGAAGUGGAUCAAAGAGAACAUUGCAGAGUGGAAGACCUGCACGAUCGUCUCACCUGAUGCUGGUGGAGCCAAAAGAGUGACUUCCAUUGCUGAUCGGCUGAACGUGGACUUUGCCCUCAUUCACAAGGAGAGGAAGAAGGCAAAUGAGGUGGACCGCAUGGUGUUGGUUGGAGACGUGAAAGACAGAGUGGCUAUCCUUGUGGAUGACAUGGCAGACACCUGUGGUACGAUCUGCCACGCCGCAGACAAGCUGCUUUCAGCCGGAGCCACCAAAGUAUAUGCCAUUCUGACUCAUGGGAUCUUUUCUGGGCCAGCCAUUUCCCGGAUCAACAAUGCCUGCUUCGAGGCGGUCGUAGUCACAAACACGAUCCCCCAGGAGGACAAGAUGAAGCACUGCCCUAAAAUUCAGGUAAUCGACAUCUCCAUGAUCCUAGCCGAGGCCAUCAGGAGGACUCACAAUGGCGAAUCAGUUUCUUACCUCUUCAGCCAUGUUCCUUUAUAACAGUCAAUGCUGCUGCUUGUGUAGUUUUUUUUUUUUUU